Messenger RNA from Porites evermanni, 2727 nucleotides. The record is from the annotation of a GenBank genome assembly. Lineage: Eukaryota; Metazoa; Cnidaria; Anthozoa; Scleractinia; Poritidae.
AUGGAGCAAUUCGGAGAGGAAAUAAGCCCACAAGGAAUACAUGACCCUGAUGAAAACUCAGCUGAAACCAAAGAUAAAGAUUCAAAGAAAGAUAAGAUGAACUCAACUCUAGCUGGGAAUUGCCCAAAACCAGUUUCAAAACGUUUGCAUUUUAUGUCCUUGUUCGGACCUGGACCGCCGACUGGAGAGUCUUUCACAUCGGUUCACUUAGUUUAUCUCAUAGUCUUCCUUGUUCUCAUUGCAUCGUCGUAUGUUUUAUUCCUUCCAGCGAUAAAAACCGUAUUAGCGGAGAGAUUCUUUUGUUUGUCUACCUCAAAUGAAACAUGGAUAAAGAACUGUCAGAUGAUGCUGCCAUACUCAUUUAUUUACAGAGUGUACUUCGCUUGCACGACCUUCUUUGCAGUUCUCUGUGUGUUGUUUCUUGCCUGCCCGACAAGCAGUUCUCUCCGGGACAGAUUUAAUUCGGGUUUCUGGAUUCCAAAACUUGCAUUUCUCAUCUUAUUAGUACUUUGCGCGUUGAUGAUUCCACGAGGUGGGUUUGGAUUGAUAUGCAUGUAUUUUGGAAUGGCAGGUUCUUUUCUUUACACUUUAAUACAGUUUGUAUUUCUCAUAGACGCAGGCAGGGGGUGGAAUGUAUUCCUUAUGGGCAAGACGCAGGAAUCAACACCGAAGUUCUGGCACUUCUUGCGGUUAUUAUCAGCAGGCUUAAUGUAUCUGGCAUCAGCGACUGUAGUUGUGUUUCUUUUUGUACUCUAUAGCAAGCAUGACAGUUGCAAGACAAAUGUGCUGUUGUUAACAGGGAUAGUUUCCCUCUGCUUGCUUUCCAUUUUGAUUUCAAUCACUUUGGACUCGUGGGCAGACCGUUUGUUGGAAACAAGUUUCGUGACAAUGUACGCAACAUACUCCACCUACUCAUCGAUAAGAUUUGGAGAGACUGAAUGCUCUGCAGAGAGAGAAUACGCGGUCAAAACUGGUACAGAGCCAGAUUUAAAUUUUUACACGAUAGUGAACGUGAUAAUAGCUUUCUCUUUGCUUGUUUUCGCGUGCUUGCGAAAGCCUCAAGUUCAUUACACCAAGUUUGGACGGUGUGUAGUCUCAAACGGCAAGACAUCACACACCACUGAAAUAAGCGAAAACUCUUCAGACGCUACAGGAGUUUACAACUCUUCGCUUGUGUAUUUCGUUUUCUCCCUGUUCCUGCUACACAAUAUGAUGACUAUUACGAACUGGUACAAUCCUAGAGAAAACAUUUAUGGCGAGUUCACUGCUAACUGGAUAGCACUGACAUUGAAGACAUUAAGCAGUCUUAUUGUAAUACUUCUGUACAUUUGGAAUCUAAUAGCAUCGAGUUUAUUUCCUGAACAAGACGUGAACUCUAUACAGGGAAUGCUGAAGUCAUUGGGUAUGUUCACAUGCAGAUCACUCUAUAUCUUGUUCAUUCAGCCAUGUCCAUCGUGGAACCAAUCAAAAUCGACUAGGUUUAUCUAUACUUUCUUCCUACUGGUGGGAACAGCAGCUUCGUCCGUCAUGUACCUUCCCGGGGUUCGUCGCGUACUGGAGAGUAACCCUUACUUUUGCAGCAAACUCACAAGGAUGGGCAACUGCCUGAGCAUGGACCCGGCUUAUUUGGCAGUGUAUAGGAUCUGUUUUUCCAUGGCGGCUUUCUUUCUGUUGUUUUCUGUCAUUCUUUAUUCAGUACGGACUUACAGCGAUCCGCGAGCUUUAAUUCACAACGGCCUUUGGAUAGUUAAAUUUGGCCUGUUUUUUGGUCUUGUCUUAUUCACAUUUUUCAUUCCUAUGGAAUUCAGCAGAGUUUGGAUGUACUUCGGGCUUGUUGGCACCUUUUUCUUCAUUGUCAUUCAACUAUUUUUGUUAGUGGACUUCACUCGUCUUUGGAAUAAGACAUGGGCUCGCAAAAUGGAAGAAUCUGGAAAUAAAUUCUGGUUUUACUCGGUCUUCAUUUCCACGUUAGCCUUGUACGUUCUUUCAGCAACAUCCAUCGUAUGUUUUUACGUAUUUUUCGCAGCUUCAAGGAAAUGCACCACCAACAAAAUGUUCGUGAGCAUAAACCUUGUCUUGUGCGCUGUAGCUGGCAUUAUAUCAAUCCACCCAAAGGUGCAAGACGGCGGUUUGUUACAGUCCUCUGUAGUGACAGCAUUUGCAAUGUACUUGACGUGGUCAGCAUUAUCGUACAACCCAAACGAGAAGUGUAACCCUGUCGCGACCUUCAUCUCUGAGGCAGACAUGAGACCAACUCUGAACAUCCAAGCUUCGCUAGACCUGUUAAUUCUGGUAAUUACCAUUAUAUAUUUCAGCGUACGGAUAUCAACGCUGACGGACACGCUACGGAAGCUAGGAGCAACGACAGUUAGGUUGAUCGUUGGACUUCGCCGUCGCAAAGUGAAAGACAGCGAAGAUUCGGACGCUGAGGGGGAGAAGAACACUUACGUAGCAACAGAUGAAACUAGCCAUCUUGCACAAUUUGAAUUAACAGAUGAAAAGGUUCCUUAUAGUUAUUCCUUCUUCCAUUUAGUGUAUUUUGUUGCCGCUCUUCAUGUCACCAUGGUGUUAACUAACUGGUAUUCGCCAAAAGAUGGCUCGAAUAUAAAGCUCUCCAUUGCCUGGGCUGUCAUGAGCAUAAAGAUGACUUCUAGCGCGAUGUGCCUUCUGCUUUAUAUUUGGAGUUUAGCGGUUCCAAUUUUACUCUACAAUAACAAACCUUGUUAA